CUUCUUCUUCUUCUUCUUCUUCUUCUUCUUCUUCUUCUCUUCUACUACUUUAUGGCCUUGCUCUUUGGACCCUUCUAGUCCUUCUUCUUCUUCUUCUUGGUGGGUGGCGGUUCGAUUUUACAUUGAUAUCGAAAAUGGGGAAGAAUCAAGCUUACAAAGCUAUGCAGAGAUCGAGGCUGGGAUCCAGCUCUGCUGGCCCCGAUGAGGUCGAAGACGGCAUGGUGGAUGGUUCAUUUCAUACACCAGAGUGGCAUGCUGCUCGUUUGGCUAGCCUCAAAACUUCUCAUACAAUUACCUGGGAGGAGUAUAAACAGAAGCAAAAGGAAGAUGAACUCAGACAAGGGGAACUGGAAAAAGAUACUGAUAAAAUGAUGAGAGAAUACAGGGCUCAACUGGAUGCCGAGAGGGCUCGCAAGCUUGCCAAUGGAAGGAACCACUCUAGUAGCAAGUCUGAUCGCAAAAAAGAUAAGAAGGAUAAAGAUAUAAAGAAGCGCAGCAGCAGCAGCAAAAAAAGAAAGCAUUCAAGAAGGAGGUCUUCAGAGUCUAGCUCAUCUUCAUCAUCAGAUUAUUCCAGUAGUGAAGAAGAUGACAGAGAAUCAAGAAGAUCCAAGUCCAGGUCUAAGAGAACAAAAAGGGAAAAGAAGCACAGGUCAAGAACCAAGCACUCUAGCAGUGACGAUGACAAGGCUGAUGGGCCUGUUCCACUUUCCCGAUUCUUUGAAAGUGUCAAGAGCUAGCGGCAUUAUAUGAGUUAUUGUGGUGUGUCUUCCUACAAUAGGAGAUUAGUACGAGUUGCAUUCGUCCCUGUUUUUUUUUUCUUCCCUUUUUGUCUGUAAGAAACCCUCUAUUUCUCAACAUGAUAUAUUGAGGCCUUAUCGCCGA
Messenger RNA from Argentina anserina (silverweed cinquefoil), 882 nucleotides. RefSeq lists its product as uncharacterized. The transcript has 5 exons. Bases 135 to 737 code for a protein of 200 amino acids. Lineage: Eukaryota; Viridiplantae; Streptophyta; Magnoliopsida; Rosales; Rosaceae. The record is from RefSeq and is a predicted model, not a curated record.